Molecule: messenger RNA, 7973 nt
Organism: Pteropus alecto (black flying fox)
Lineage: Eukaryota; Metazoa; Chordata; Mammalia; Chiroptera; Pteropodidae
Gene: PLCH1
Product: phospholipase C eta 1
Exons: 28
Coding region: 2970-7973 (1667 amino acids)
Biological process (GO): lipid metabolic process; phosphatidylinositol-mediated signaling
Molecular function (GO): calcium ion binding; phosphatidylinositol-4,5-bisphosphate phospholipase C activity
Source: RefSeq, a predicted model, not a curated record
GCUGGAGUAGAACUCACUGAAACUGGGAAGGUGUGGUUACAGAAAGAGCUAAAACCUUCCCAAAUACUAUGGUUCCAACUUCUUGGAAAGGAGAAUUCAGCACUCUUUUGCUAUCUUUUGGUGAAUAAGGCAUGAACUAUUAGGGAAAUGCGAAAUCAAUUUAAUGGGUUGCCUGCCACCAGCAAUAAAAAAGAAAAAGAGAAAGGAACAGAAGAGUAUAAAAUAUACUGGAGUGUAUUGCACAUAGCAAAGGAACGAUUUAUAGGAACCUCCUGUUGAUAAUGCUGGUUUACAGAUGGAUCUUAUGUGAAAGAUGAGCAGAGAUAUUACUGACCUGGAUAUGCAAUAACUUCCGUGGUGGACAAAAUUGAAUUUCCAAUUUACCUGACUGAAAUAAGAUAUGUCCAACAAGUUGCGACCGACAGCUGCAGAAGAAGAAAAGGAGGAUAUGGCAACAAAAAGGGGGAACCUUUGACCCAGACAAACAGAUACAGCUUGAACCCAAUCAGAAACCAACCUUCCCUAUAGGGGCUCAAUUGCCUGUAUGUCAAAACGUGAAUGACCUAACAUUGGGGUCCUGAAAAGAUGAUUUCGUGGAGUAAACAAUAUUACUGGGAACUUUCUCUUACUAUAGCUCAUAAAGUAUGUAGCAGACGUUCUAUCCAUCCAAAAUAUCACCCGGAAAAUCACUCUAUGGGUCCCAAGGACAUUUCCCACUUCCUUUAGGUCCACUUGAUGCCACCUCAAGGAUACAAAUAUGUGUUAGUUAUGAUUUGUAUGCUGCCUCACUGGGUUGAGGCAUUCCCUUGCAGGAGAGCAACAGCCUGAAUUGUAGGCAAAUUAUUAUUAUUGGAAAAAAUAAUCCCCAAUUGGGAUAUUUCCUCUGAGUUACAUUGUGACUGAGGGACUCAUUUCACUGGGCAAAUAAUGGAAUCCAUUUGUAAUAUUUGGCCUCUUCUACAGCAUUUUCAUUGCACUUAUCACCCCAGUCCUCUGGAUUAGUAGAAUGUACAAUGGUACAAUUAAAACUCAACUAGGUAAAAUUUCAGAAGCUUUUAAUUUCCCUUGGCCAAAAGCUCUCCCUAUAGUUCUUCUCUACCUGAGAUCUACUUCUUUUGGUAAACAGCCUUUUUCCUCAUAGUCACUGGCACCCAAUGCAUCUGGGUGAAAGCACUUAUGAACCAAUCUUACUAAAAGGAGAUAUUCGACAUGACCAACAAGGACUUAUUAGCAAGCUUAAAGAAAUUGAUAAAUGAGUAACUGAUUCAUUCACAGUGUGCACCCAGCAGAUAGAGACUUCAAGGACCAUGACUUACAACAAGAGAUUUUGUCCAUUGGAAAAGACAGCAAUUAAAGACUCUCCAACCUCACUGGAAAGGACCUUAUCAGGUAUUACCAGCUAAUCUAUGGGCAGCCAAACUUAAAGGAACUAACUCAUGGAUUCACAUUUCUCAUUUAAAAAGGGCGCCCAACAGCAAAUGGACAUCUGCCCCUGUCUGACACUUGCCUUUGUCUAUAGCGGACAUCAAAGACUCCUCAAGGAUGAGAAGUCACCGACACCAGUAGUAGACAGCUCUUCCAAGACAUCAGAAGGCCUGUAUCCCCACAUAAUUGAUCUCGAACUUAAAAAAAAAAUUUGUUUGAUUGUCUUUACCUGUCUGCUAAUAAUAUUAGUCAUAAUAAUAGUUAUACUUGUUCUUUGGGCUUUUCUCAAACUUUAUUCUUAUAUAACUCACUGUUAAUAAUUGCUGAAGGUGUAUAAGAUAACUUUUAUAUUAUCAAUAAUACUCUUUUUAUGGUUUCUCUUUUGAAAUUUAGAAGGAAUGUUACUGAAGAAGGAAGAAAAGGGAUGUGUGAGUGUGUUUGAGAGAUGUUAAAGGAAGAAGUUUGUCCUAAUACGUUGGUUAUUUCUGAAUGAGUAAAAAGAGACAAAGUGAGAAGGACUGUGGAAGUUGUAGAAAAUGGAAAAAGAAUUUUGUGAAAGGAAUUUUAUGUAUAAAUGCUAGAACCCAGUUAUGGGAACAUGCUUAUUCCUAACCCAACCAAGACUAAUAACUAUGUUAAUUCAGAUGCAAGCUGAAGUGGCUAUAUAAAAAAAAAAAAUGGCCCUUUGUAACAGCUGUUGAGGCAUAGGACAUUUACUUAUGAAACGUUUACUGUCCUCCUAGCCUCUGGAAAUUUUUAGAUGCUAAUUAUAAUUCACACCGUUGUGUUCUUACAGUCUUAGCCCUGAUUAAACCUUAAUUGCACAACUAGCAGGAAUCAGAUUAAUGGUGAAUGAUACUCGAGUGUUUCCAAUGAGAAAUAGAUGGGCCAUAUUAAAAUAACAACAAAACAACAACAACAACAACAACAACAACAUCGGUAAGUAGGAACCCAUCGCAUGGUCAGAUUGUGAAAACCGAAGAGGUGUAUGUUGUGCCCUCAGAUUAUAGUAAAUGUUAAACUAGAUGAAAAAUGCAGAAAAGUGAGACAGCAAAACUUGGAUCAUGAUAUCUUAUAGGUUAGAAAUGAUCCAGUUUUUUUUUCUUUAAUGAAGGCCUAUAAGACCUGACUGCCUCCUAUUACCUGCCUUUGCCUUUCCCUUUUGAGAAAAAUUCAGCCUUGACUUCCAUCCAAGAUUACCGUCUUGCCCCACCCCCAGUGGUACACCAUUACAGCAAGACAAAUAAAUGAUGACGCCAUGAUUUCCUAGGAAUAAGUCUCCAGAGCACCAUGGGACCACAGCAUCCAACCAGGAGAUGAUAAAAGCAAGAAGGCCUCUCUUCCCUCAGGGAUCAGGAGCUGAGAUGAUGGAAGCCUGGAGCUGUCCCUGGAUUUUGGAGUUGGAGUCACAGGAGCCAAUAACUCAUCGCCCCAGCCCUUUGGAGAUUGCUCCUCUGCCGAAGACUCCGAAGAAUCCAUCUACCGAACACUCAAAGUUGAGCAGGGCAAUCUGGUUUUGAUGCUGUGACAGAGAUUCUCUGACAAUGAGUUACUGGAACUCGGGGAAAAGAAACGGUGUGCGGUACCGCAGGCAUUUUCUGGUGGACAACGGUGCAUUUCACGUUGAAAGAUGCAUGGGUGUAAUGCAGUCCGGGACACAGAUGAUCAAACUGAAGCGCGGGACCAAAGGGCUUGUCCGGCUCUUUUACCUGGAUGAGCACCGGACCUGCAUCCGAUGGAGACCCUCUAGGAAGAACGAGAAGGCCAAAAUACUUAUUGACUCCAUUUACAAAGUCACCGAAGGUCGGCAGUCUGAAAUAUUCCACAGACAGGCUGAGGGGAACUUUGACCCCAGCUGCUGCUUUACCAUCUACCAUGGGAACCACAUGGAGUCCCUGGACCUCAUCACCUCCAACCCUGAGGAGGCCCGCACCUGGAUCACAGGCCUCAAGUACUUGAUGGCUGGCAUCAGUGAUGAAGACUCCCUUGCCAAAAGGCAGAGGACCCACGACCAGUGGGUGAAGCAGACCUUUGAGGAAGCUGAUAAGAAUGGCGACGGCUUAUUGAAUAUUGAAGAGAUAUACCAAUUGACGCAUAAACUAAAUGUCAAUCUACCCCGAAGAAAAGUCAGACAAAUGUUUCAGGAAGCUGAUACAGAUGAAAAUCAGGGAACUUUGACAUUUGAAGAGUUCUGUGUUUUUUACAAAAUGAUGUCACUGAGACGGGACCUUUAUUUGUUGCUCUUGAGCUACAGUGACAAGAAAGAUCACCUAACUGUGGAAGAACUGGCCCAGUUUUUGAAGGUGGAUCAAAAGAUGAAUAAUGUGACAACAGACUAUUGUCUUGACAUCAUAAAGAAAUUUGAAGUUUCAGAAGAAAAUAAGGCAAAAAAUGUUCUUGGCAUAGAAGGCUUCACGAACUUCAUGCGUAGUCCUGCUUGUGACAUAUUUAACCCACUGCAUCAUGAAGUAUACCAGGACAUGGAUCAGCCCCUGUGCAACUACUACAUUGCUUCCUCUCACAACACGUACCUGACUGGGGACCAGCUCCUUUCUCAGUCCAAAGUGGACAUGUACGCUCGGGUGCUACAAGAGGGCUGUCGCUGCGUGGAAGUUGACUGUUGGGAUGGUCCAGAUGGAGAGCCAGUCGUACACCAUGGUUAUACUCUCACUUCAAAAAUUCUCUUCAGAGACGUUGUGGAGACCAUCAACAAGCAUGCCUUUGUGAAGAACGAGUUCCCAGUCAUACUGUCUAUUGAGAAUCACUGCAGCGUCCAGCAGCAAAGGAAGAUUGCUCAGUACCUGAAAGGAAUACUCCGGGACAAACUGGACCUGUCAUCUGUAGACACGGGAGAGACCAAGCAGCUUCCAAGCCCUCAAAGUUUGAAAGGAAAAAUCCUAGUGAAGGGUAAGAAGCUGCCUUAUCACCUUGGAGAAGAUGCAGAGGAAGGGGAAGUUUCUGAUGAAGACAGUGCGGAUGAAAUUGAAGACGAGUGCAAAUUUAAGCUCCAUUAUAAUAACGGAACCACUGAGCAUCAGGUGGAAUCUUGCAUAAGGAAAAAACUGGAGUCAUUGUUAAAAGAAUCUCAAAUUCGAGACAAAGAAGAUCCUGAUAGUUUCACAGUGAGGGCACUACUGAAGGCCACGCAUGAAGGCUUAAAUGCACACCUGAAGCAGAAUCCAGAGGUGAAGGAAAGUGGAAAGAAAUCACAUGGAUGCUCCCUCAUGACCAAUUUUGGAAAACAUAAGAAAACCACAAAGUCACGGCCUAAAUCUUAUAAUAUUGAUGAUGAAGAGGACACACAGCAGCAGAAUCCUGGCAAGGAGACUGGCCAGCUAUAUAGGUUGGGUCGCCGAAGGAAAACCAUGAAGCUCUGCCGAGAGCUCUCCGAUUUGGUGGUGUAUACAAACUCUGUGGCAGCACAGGACAUUGUGGAUGACGGAACUACAGGAAAUGUGUUAUCAUUCAGUGAAACACAGCUCACGAGGAUUUACCCCUCGGCUUAUCGCAUCGAUUCCAGUAACUUCAACCCUCUGCCCUAUUGGAAUGCAGGCUGCCAGUUAGUGGCACUGAACUACCAGUCUGAAGGGCGAAUGAUGCAGUUAAAUCGAGCCAAAUUCAAGACAAAUGGCAAUUGUGGCUACGUCCUCAAACCCCAGCAAAUGUGCAAAGGUACUUUCAACCCUUUCACUGGUGAUCCACUUCCUGCCAACCCCAAAAAGCAGCUCAUCCUAAAAGUGAUCAGUGGACAACAACUCCCUAAACCUCCAGACUCUGUGUUUGGAGACCGAGGAGAGAUCAUCGAUCCCUUUGUUGAAGUUGAAAUUAUUGGAUUGCCAGUAGAUUGCUGUAAAGAUCAAACCCAUGUGGUGGAUGACAAUGGAUUUAACCCUAUGUGGGAAGAAACCCUGACAUUUACAGUACACAUGCCAGAAAUAGCUUUGGUUCGGUUCCUUGUGUGGGAUCACGAUCCUAUUGGGCGAGACUUCGUUGGGCAAAGAACUGUGACCUUCAGCAGCUUACUGCCUGGCUACCGGCAUGUCUAUCUGGAAGGACUGACAGAAGCAUCCAUAUUUGUCCACAUAACAAUCAAUGAAAUCUAUGGGAAGAACAGACAGCUCCAAGGUCUGAAGGGACUGUUCAAUAAGAAUCCCAGGCACGGUUCUUCAGAAAACAAUCCCCAUUAUGUUCGGAAAAGGUCAAUUGGAGACAAAAUUCUGCGACGCACAGUCAGCGCUCCAGCCAAAGGCAGGAAAAAGAGCAAAAUGGGCUUCCAAGAAAUGGUAGAGAUAAAGGAUUCUGUGUCUGAGGCUGCGAGAGAUCAAGAUGGUGUCCUGAGGAGGACCACACGGAGUCUGCAAGUGCGCCCUGUCUCUAUGCCUGUUGACAAAAGUUUUCUGGGGGCUUUGUCACUGCCUAUCUCCGAAACAGCAAAAGUCACUGAAGGAAAAGAUAACUCUCUGGCAGAAGAUAAAGAUGGCAGCAGAAAUGAGGAGGCAAAUAUAAAAGACCAGCAUUUUCCAAAUUUCAAUGAAAGGAUACCCUCUUCCUCUAGUGCUCUUCUCCACGAAGACUUCAGCCAAAAGGACUUUGCUGUUUCUACAGCCAACAUGUCAAUCAUUGAGCAGUUGGGAGUGCCAGGUCCUAAGGGUGGGAGAACCAAAUCAAACAUGUCAGGCGAUUGCCCGGAACACCACUGCCCCAAUAAAUCCCUCUCACCAAGUCAGCAUUUGACUCUUAAUCCUGCAGUUAACCUAACAUAUGAUCUGUCUGGUAUGAAAACCAAGGAAAACAGGAAUGCUGUUGGCUUCGUGGAAGGGAAAAGCACAUUGUCAGGAGGCAUCUUUUCUCAAAGCAAUCUGGAGAUUAAGAACUUGGAAGGCAAUUGUGGUAAGAGCAGGGCUGCAACAUCCUUUUCUUUGUCAGAUGUCUCUAUGCUCUGUUCUGACAUACCUGACGUACAUUCUAUGGAGAUUCUGCAGGAUAGUGAAAUUUCCCAUCUUAUUGACAAUGUCACUUUAACCAAUGAGGAUGAUCCAGGCAGCUCUAUCUCAGCACUGAUUGGCCAGUUUGGUGAGACCAGUGAUCAGGCUAACCUCACAGUUGCUUCUCAUCUUCAUAGCACCAGUGUAAUGUCAGGCCAUCCUCCCUUACCCAUUAUGGACAUAAAAACGCCUUUCAAGCAUGGCUUCUCCAAAGGAAAACCCAAGUCCUUCUUACUAUGCUCAUCUCCUGAGCCAAUUGCGUCCUCGAGUCCUGAGACCUCUGAACGCUCAACACAUACAGUUGUUUGUGAAACUACCUGCACUCCCGCUGUCUUUAAAACCAAACCAGAUGAUGACCUUUCUGAUAAGGCCAAGAUGGCAGCCAUGGAAAGUAAUCUGCCUCAUUUCUCUAAUACUUCUCGCUACUGGGUACCCAAAAGUCCCACUGGAAAAGAUUGGGAAAUACUGAAGAACCACAGCCCUGACUCUUCCACUGACUUGACACUGGGAGGUGUAAUAGCUGACCCCACUCUCUGUUUAAAUUCUGGGGAGAGCAGUCUCGUGGAAAUGGAUGGAGACUCAGAAAAUCUGUCUGUAACAACCUAUGAAUAUAUGAGAGAGGGCACAAGUCACGUUGCAUCUCCUUCAAAACUGAAGUACAGUCAGGAUGUGAUGGAACGUAUUCAAAGAGGCUUGAGAAAUGGCUACUAUAAAGAGACUCUCCACCCUUCUGUCUCUGAAAUAUUCAACAAUGUUCAAGAUGUCAAAAAUCAGAGUAUUCCUUGUCUAGCUCAUCAGGGUGCUGGUUUUAUGCAUAAGCAUUUCUCAAAUUCAGAUGCAAAAAUGAAUCAAACCUGCGUGCCCUGGUCUUGUGCUCAAGACUUGCAUGCCCCUGCACCCAGGCAGUCCCCACACCCUCCUCUGCCUGCUCUGAAGCUGCCCAGUCCUUGCAAAUCCAAAAGUCUCGGAGACUUAACAUCAGAGGACAUCGCCUGCAAUUUUGAAAGCAAGUACCAGUGUAUCAGUAAGAGUUUUGUUACAACCGGCGUCAGAGACAGGAAAGCUGUGACUAUGAAGACAAAGUCGUUAGAACCUAUGGAUGGCCUGACCGAGCAGCUGCGGAAGCUUGUGUCCUUCGACCAGGAAGACGGUUGCCAAAUGCUGUAUUCAAAGCAGGAUGCCAGUCAGUUCCCCAGGGCACUGGUCAGAAAGUUGUCAUCCAGAAGUCAGAGCAGAGUGCGCAAUAUUGCCAGUCGUGCCAAGGAAAAGCAGGAAGCCAACAAGCAAAAAGGUGGGAACCCCGGCAAUGUGGGAGGAGUGAUUCUUCGAAACAAACCCUCAGCGCCCCCGUCCACAGGAAACCGGCACUCCACCGGCUCCUACAUUGCGGGCUACCUGAGCAGCGCCAACGACGACGGCGAGGAGGGCCGCGGCAUCCCCGAGGGCGCAUGCGCAGCCCUGCGCGCUGGCCACGCCGACCAGUUUUGUUCGGAUAAUUCCGUUUUGCAGACAGAGCCAGGCAGUGAUGAUAAACCAGAAAUUUAUUUUCUUUUGAGACUGUGA